This is a messenger RNA of Globicephala melas (long-finned pilot whale), 4282 nucleotides long. RefSeq names its product serine palmitoyltransferase small subunit B (gene SPTSSB). Gene Ontology annotation, molecular function: serine C-palmitoyltransferase activity. Gene Ontology annotation, cellular component: serine palmitoyltransferase complex. Gene Ontology annotation, biological process: ceramide biosynthetic process; endoplasmic reticulum organization. Lineage: Eukaryota; Metazoa; Chordata; Mammalia; Artiodactyla; Delphinidae. The record is from RefSeq and is a predicted model, not a curated record.
GCAGUAACCCCCACCCAGUUACAUGAGUCUCUCUCUUCGCUGCACCGGCAGGUUGGAAUCUGCUGGAAGCGCGUUGUGAAGUGAACGGAAACCUGCCCGCAGCUAAAAUUCGCGCUUCAACACAAUGAGGCCGAGCGUGUGCAACGUGUCCUCCUUGGGCGAUGGGGGCUGACGGGCAGAUGUUGCCCGAAUGCUCAUUAAUCAAAAGACUCUUUCGCCCCGGACCCCACUAGGUCUUGGGCAGAGUCUCGGCUACAGAGAUAUCGGGGCUAGGAGCCUCAAGGUCCUCUGCGCUCUCAGCAAGCAGCCGCGGCGUUCAAUCUAAGCACUGUGUCCUUGGUAGAAAAGGAAUCGAUGGUGUUCUGGAUGCUGGUUUUCAGAGAAGAUGCUCUUCGCGGUCCCGUGUCUCCCCGGGAAGAUAAUUGAGCGCCGAGCGCGAGCGCUGGGGUCGCCGGUCCGGGAGCCGCGGCAGCCUGCGCCGCGAGUGUAGACAACGAACCUCCCAGCCCUCUCUCCCCAAUUUGCCUUCCUGCCGCAGUCCGGGCCCAAAUUCUCUUCACUUACGAAUGCGGUGGGAUGCCUGCUGGGCCGACUGCCGCCCCGGCCCGGAGCCCUGGGCUCACUUCGCAGCCUGCCGCUGAGUUUCAGACCGCAGUCCUCAGCAUCCGCCCGGCUUCACCCCCUUGCCGAAGUCUGCAGAUCGAUGGAUGCUGGGCGCAGGCUUUCCCUGGGCGGGUUGACGUUGGCUUAGGCUAAAGCCCCAAAGCUCCCACCUUCGCCUCCUGUUUAUCUGCCCGCUCCCACCACUACCACCGAAGUACGUGCCCCUCCGGUAGUGUCGGGGCUCCGAUCCGAGCGAGGGGGAGGGCGCCUCCCCACCCCCUCCUGCCCAUCCCCGCCGCGACUCGGGGUUUUACUGCAGCAGCCGGAGGUGACAGCGACGCCUUAGCCUGCUCCGUUGCUCUCAGAGCCCCGGCUUCCCCUGCAUCCGGAAAGCACCCCCUCCUGAGAGGCUCUUCCCCGGAGAAGUGCUAACGAGCUACAGGAAACCAAAUUUAAAAAUGUAGAAGUCGCUGGGCUGCAUUCCUCCGAGGACGAGCCUGGUCGCCCAGGACUGAGAGUGGCAGCGUGUGGGAAGUUGGGACCAUAGAGCAAGGGGGGAGGGGAGUGGUGCAGCCGGCAUUCUCUUCUGGAAGGAGUCGUUGGGAGCAGUGCGGUUGGACACAAGUUUGCCUGGGAGUGUUUUCCUUUUGUCAAUAAUUAAUCACCGGAAUCAGUCUGGCAGAAUUGGAGUUUUAGCAAUAGUGCAGAGGGCGGGGCCGAACACCUAACUCUUGGAGCCUCGAGGUGCCCAGCGCAGUGGGAAGCUCGCAGCAGUUGGGGAGAAGCCAAAGCACUGGUGCUCACCUAAGCCGCAAGGAGAUACACCCAACUGGGAGGGCUCCAGAGAGAUCCCCUGUCCCUUAGACCAUGUGAGGACACAGCCAGAAGGUGGCAGCUAGGAACAAGAAGAGGACCUUCACCAGACCGCAACUGUGCUGGCGCCUUGAUCUUAGACUUCCCAGUCUCCAGAACCAUGAAGAAGCUGCAAUCCAGAGAGGAGAAGUAACACACACAGAAUCAUUCCUCAGGAAAGCAAGGACAAGAACCCAGACCUGGACCCUUCUAGGCAGGACAGACUUUCUGCAGCUUGAAGGAACCAGCCAUGGAUUUCAAACGUGUGAAGGACUAUUUCUCCUGGCUCUACUAUCAAUACCAAAUCAUUAGCUGCUGUGCUGUCUUGGAGCCCUGGGAGCGAUCCAUGUUCAAUACCAUCUUACUAACCAUUUUUGCUAUGGUGGUAUACACCGCCUAUGUUUUUAUCCCAAUCCACAUUCGCCUGGCUUGGGAAUUUUUCUCCAAAAUGUGUGGCUAUCACAGUACAAUUUCUAAUUGAUCUUGUUUGUAAACUGUGAACUGGCAUUACAUAUGUGUACGUUGCUUACAAUGUAUUAAUUUAGGUGAAUACUGUAGCUUCUUUCACUGUCUCACCUGAAAAGCUCUAUCCUCUCUAUGCACUCUUAUAUCCUGCCUGAAAUUUGAGAUAGAUGUCUCUUUAGGUUCUUUUGUACGUGCUACAUUGUGCAUCAGACCAUAGAUAACACAAUGACCUUACCUCACAUACCAUAUUCUCUCAGCUUAAAUCUAUGACUUUAGAUUUUGUUUUUAAUUGGGAAAUUUCAUAUCAACUUCUUCUGGGAAGUAGGCUCAUAAGAGACCUAUCAGAAUCAUAUUUAAAAUGCUCUCUUGAUACCUAUUCUAUAGUGAAGGAUAAGGAUAUAUUUUUUAAAAAAUUGUUCAUACACUACUGUCAAAAGUAUCCUAUCCUUGUUUACAAUAUACAAAAAGAUCUGAAUAAAUUAUAUAGACCCCCUAAAGUCUUAUUUUCUAGUAACCUGCUGAUACCUAAAAUUCUUUUACUUCAAGCACAAAAGAAUAGGUUGAAGGUAAUUAUCUCCUUUCAGACAUGGUUCAUGAAUUGUUUCAAAUGUCUCUAAAAGUAUGGCUUUAUAACAGUUUAAAAUCAACAAUGUUGAUUUUAGAUGACCCAGUAAGUAUUAUAAUACAAAAUCAUUUUAAGUGUAAGAAAAAAUAUACAAUCAAAGUAAAUUCAGAUUCUGUGACUUGUGAUGCUGCCUUGCCUUGCAUGAUGCUGGGGGAAAAGAGACAAGAAAUUGCAUCCUUUCUGUGCUUUCACUCAGUGGAGGGGUGGGGUGGGGGGAAUCAUAUAUUGGGCUACAGGAAGAAAAGCUAAUAAAUAGGCUGGAAGUAAUAUUCUACCAGCAGGAACUUGACAGCUCCAGUUAAAUGUUUUGAUACAGUGGCUCCUUUGCAGAGCAAAACCAAGAUUUAUUAAAUUUCCUUCAAAGUGUUUAUCUUAAAAACAAAUACAAGUUUUUAAUUAUACUGCUGAAUCAAAUGUGAAUGCCAAAGGCAAAACCUUGCAGUUUUUCUUUCCUCUCAAUAAAUCUUAAUGUUAGUAAUUCUGGAGGGUAAAAAUGUAAAUAGUUUUUGGACAAUAUUUGCACCCUUGUUUGUGUUAUGAAAAAAAAUUUUUCCAAGGAGAGCUAAAGAGAAAAAUGUUUGGCAUGCCAAAUUAGCUUGCAUGUUUGUUAAAAAAACAAAAACACAUGUUUUGAAGAUAAACCAGAUCUGAACAUGUAUGUGUUGAUUUUUGCAAAAUAAAUUAGGUUUAAUUUUAUAAAUAAAAUAUCCACCUUCAGAUUUGCUUUUUUCUCCUAUUGCACUAAAUAUCUAGGUGCUUACAUCCAUAUUUCUCUGCAAACAUCAUUUCUUAGUGAUCCAAGGUGGUAACUGAUCUUAAGAUGGUAGGGUAAAACUACUGAUAUAUUUAUCAAGAGUCUUCUCCAUGGUGGACAUGUUUUACAUGUUGAAGUAGGUUUUAAGGUCUCCCAGUUACAGGUAAGGGACCUAGAACUUGGAAAAAGUACAUUUCUUGUUCGAGGUCCUUUAACUACUAGUGGCAAAGCCAGGAAGCAAAUCCAGGUCAGGACCACACUGGGACCUGAAAUAUUUGCCACAUGGAAGCCCAUGGAAGGACAAUGUGAGCAAAUGAAAGUUAAUGGGCUGGGGAUCCCAAACAUGUUAGAAAGCAGAACGCCAUCAAUAAAAGGGGUGAGGGGCUGAGGAGACAGCCAAGGUUGGAGGAACAAGCUCAGCUUUUGCGGCUUAGCGGUGCUGUGUUCACCCAUUUCUAUGCUGUCCAGGCCCAUAGGCCUCUUUUAAAAGAAUGCUUCACUUUUAAAUAUUUAACAGAGGAUUCUCAGUUAAGCUUGAACUUGAAUGCGUUCCCAGUUCACAAUGAUUCAACACCCUUAUAUACAUGGACCCCUGCUAAGUACUCUUGGAAUUCAAUCACAAAGAUACUACACUGACCUUCUAAAAAUCCUCCUUCUAAAAUAAGAAUCAAAAUAUUAUAAAUGUGAAUAGACACAGUAAAGCUUAAUAAAGGAUAUUGCAAAGCACUGCCCUAGGAUGUUACUUCAAAGGUAAGCAUUUCCUCUGAGCGAUCAAAAUAAUAAACACAGGGUCCAAAAAAUAUAAUCAAACAUAGUUUAGAAAAAACUAUCUGCAUGCAGAAGGGAAGAAAGCUCUACCUGCUCUGCUCUGUCGAUUUUCUAGACUAAGCAGAGAUGCUCUUUACCUUGACCAUAGUUAGCCUAGAUUAGGAACAUUUAUAUGCUUUUCUUUUGCUUCUAUUAUUUGUAUAUUUCAAUGGUAU